AUGAAGGCGAUUCCGCAUGAUCAUAUGGUGAAAUUACUGAAACUUUAUUGGGAAUGGCGCCAUAACCCAAAUUUAGUGAUGCAAUUUGGCAACGUGGAAGCUGAGAUUGAAUUCUUCGCUUCCCUCGUCAAAGCUGACGGUUGGUUGAAAGGAGAUCAAAUUGAUUUGGGAUUGUAUCUCAUCCGGAAGCGACAACAUGAGUUGGAGGUUGUACAAAUAUCGGACUGGACAACGACCGAUGUAUUUUUUAUGGUUCCGGCAUGUGGGAUGGAUUGGCAGAACGCGUAUAAGGUGUAUGUCCCUUGUAUGUUGAUGAAGUAUAACCAUUGGGUGGCUCUAAUGAUUGAUAUGAACUCGCCUGCUUUCAAUUACGAUUCCAAUCUUUUCAACACCAUCGACUUUUAUGAAGAAGGUGUUUACGCAAACGAUGGCAGCCGAGAUUGGUGGUUUCCGUGGCCAAUAGAAUGUGUGGAUGUUCCACAACAAUCUAAUCAAGGCGAUUGUGGCAUGUUCGUGUUGAAGUACAUUGAGCUUUUGAGUGCUGAGAUUCCGUUAGCUACUUGCACCUCACAGAACAUGCCAUUUUUCCGGUUGAAGUUGGCUGCAGAGAUAUUACGGGGAGGAGAUGCUUACAUACCAUGA
Prunus armeniaca (apricot) is the source of this 642-nucleotide messenger RNA. Lineage: Eukaryota; Viridiplantae; Streptophyta; Magnoliopsida; Rosales; Rosaceae. The record is from the annotation of a GenBank genome assembly.